Messenger RNA from Closterium sp. Naga37s-1, 963 nucleotides. The record is from the annotation of a GenBank genome assembly. NCBI's taxonomy places the organism in Eukaryota, Viridiplantae, Streptophyta, Zygnematophyceae, Desmidiales, Closteriaceae.
AUGCAUGAUUGGAGAGCUUGCCUCCACUGGUUCUACCCUCCACCCCAUGCUCUCAUCUUUAUCAACCUCCUCCUCCCCCUCCUCCCACUCCCCCCCCUCCUCCCCUUCCUCCCCUCCCCAUCCACCUUACCUCGCCCAUCUAUGCCUUUCCUUCUUGCUUCUACGUCUGAUGAGGAUGAUGAGGGUGAAGAGGGGAAUGAGGAUGACGAGGUGAAUGAGGAUGAUGAGGGGAAUGAGGAUGAUGAGGGGAAUGAGGAUGAUCAGGGGAAUGAGAAGGAUGAGGCGAAUGAGGAUGACGAGGAGAAUGGGGAUGAUGGGGGGAAUGAAGAAGAUGAGGGGAAUGAGGAUGAUGAGGCGAAUGAGGAUGAUGAGGGGAAUGAGGAUGAUGAGGGGAAUGAGGAUGAUGAGGGGAAUGAGGAUAACGAGGAUAAUGGGGGUGAUGAGGCGAAUGAGGAUGAUGGGGCGAAUAGGGAUGAUGAGGGGAACGAGGAUGAUGAGGCGAAUGGGGAUGAUGAAGGGAAUGAGGAUGAUGAUGCGAAUGAGGAUGAUGAGGGGAAUGAGGAUGAUGAGGGGAAUGAGAAUGAUGAGGCGAAUGAGGAUAAUGAGGGGAAUGGGGAUGAUGAGGCGAAUGAGGAUGAUGAGGCGAAUGAGGAUGAUGAGGGGAAUGGGGAUGAUGAGGGGAAUGAGGAUGAUGAGGCGAAUGGGGAUGAUGAGGGGAAUGAGGAUGAUGAGGGGAAUGAGGAUGAUGAGGCGAAUGGGGAUGAUGAGGGGAAUGGGGAUGAUGAGGAGAAUGGGGAUGAUGAGGGGAAUGGGGAUGAUGGGGGGAAUGAGGAUGAUGAGGGGAAUGGGGAUGACGAGGCGAAUGAGGAUGAUGAGGGGAAUGAGGAUGAUGAGGCGAAUGAGGAUGAUGAGGCGAAUGAGGAUGAUGAGGCAAAACUACUUGGCAAUUGUGUACAUGUGUGA